This is a messenger RNA of Funneliformis geosporum, 126 nucleotides long. NCBI's taxonomy places the organism in Eukaryota, Fungi, Glomeromycota, Glomeromycetes, Glomerales, Glomeraceae. The record is from the annotation of a GenBank genome assembly.
AUGGCAAAAAAAUUCUCUUUAAAUGAAAAACUGUCAUUUGUAAGCAAUUUUAUUAUUAAACCAAAAUCACGUUCUGGAAAGCCAAAACAUUUGUCUUCAAAAAAUGGGUUCAUCUUGGAAAAUUAG